Ilyonectria robusta is the source of this 1785-nucleotide messenger RNA. Its product is annotated as ankyrin repeat-containing domain protein. The transcript has a single exon. The record is from RefSeq and is a predicted model, not a curated record. Gene Ontology annotation, molecular function: protein binding. Bases 1 to 1785 code for a protein of 594 amino acids. NCBI's taxonomy places the organism in Eukaryota, Fungi, Ascomycota, Sordariomycetes, Hypocreales, Nectriaceae.
AUGUCCGAGAAACAGGAUCAGCAGACUGCUGUCAUCCAUGACACACGGGCAUCUACAGUUCGGGAGACUUUGAGCGAUGAUGUUCCGACAACGGAAGAGACCAACGAAGCUUCCGAGCCGGAGUGUUACGUGCAGCUUCGGGAAGCCUGUAGGGACAUCAACAUAGCCCAAAUUCGUGACAUCCUCAACCAAAACCCCGGACUCAAUCUCAACAUCAGCGACCCCGAUCAAGGUUACACGCCGCUCCUCGAACUCAUCUCCGUGGCGGCCGUGGAUGAGGAAGCGAAGCAAGCCCCCGAAUGCGUUCGAUUGCUCGCCACACAUGGCGCCGAUGUGAAUGCUAAGGCUGAGAAUGGAUGGACCGGCCUGCAUCAAUGUGCGAGGUGGAACAACGCCAUUUCUCUCGAAAUUGCCAAAGUUCUCAUUGAGCUUGGUACCAAUCCAAGUGCAGACCAAAGGCCCAUCACAAAGAGACAACCAGACGCAACUGGAGAGCCUCACGACCAUGAGCAUGCCCAUGAUCACGAUGAUGGCUGCACAUGUGGCCAGAACAUUGGAGCGGUUCUCGGCACCACAUACAAACUUGCAACCAGCCAAGAAUUAGAUCUCAAGAAGCAAGACAAGGAGUUGGACGUCACGCCCCUUCACCACGCCUGCGGAUACGGCGAUAAUAUGCCAGUGGCCGUGCUGCUCCUCGAAAGCGGCGCCCGUAUUGAUAUUAAUGAUGCAGUGGCAGGCACGCCGCUCCUUGUCGCUGUCCAAGGUGGAAAGGAAGAGAUUUGCAAGCUGUUGCUCAGCAAACCAGGCGGGACCGCCUGUCUGUCGAUGCGUGACAAGGUCGGUCGGCUGCCAAUCCAUCAUGCCGCUGAGCGAGGCCGCCGGAAUCUCGUGGCAGCGCUGGUCGAGGCGGGCUCUCUAGUGGAUCCUGUCCUCGAGGGCGAGGUCGUGCCAGACUACGAGAAAGGGUUUACACCAUUGCUGUUCGCUUGCAAGAAUGCCGACGAUGAUGGGAAGCUCGAUGUCAUUGAGUAUCUGUUGGACCAUGGCGCCGACGCGACUAGAGCCACUGGCCAAGGAAAGACUCCGCUGUUGCUCUCUGUCUUGGCCCAUAACGUCGAGGCGGCCAAGCUCCUUGCGAGCCAUGGGGCCGAUGUCAAGGCGGCCGUUGGUCCCUUUGAAGACGUCAACGCUCUCCACCUUGCAGGGGCGGCUGGGGCAGCAGAUUUGUGCCGUUGGCUCGUGGAGGAGGCAGGCAUCGCUGUAGACGGGCACGACAACCAGGGGUACACGGCUCUUAUCAAUGCCUCGGGCUACGGUAACUCCCCUGAGACGAUACGCAUGCUUGUUUCCACCCUGGGUGCUAACAUCGAGGCGUCCAUCUACGACGGCCGAAGACCUCUGCACUUUGCUGCCUUCAAGGGUCAGACAGCCUGCGCCAAGGAACUCCUUACUUUAGGCGCCGACAGAGAAGCUCUUGAUGGCGCCGGAUGGACCCCGCUGCACUUUGCUGCUCGAUACCACCACCUGGACGUCAUCCGUCUGCUUCUCGACAGCGGCGCCGAAGUGGGCAAGAAGGUAGUUGGAGGUCCACAGCCAAAGCGUGUGGAUGGCGAGGAGUUUGAUAUCAGCGGUUUCACAGCUGCCGACCUUGCCCGGAUCAUCCGUGGCGGCCAGCAGUGUGUUGACUGCCUUGUCGCUGCUGGAGAUCCCCUUUCUGAGGUGACCAAGGACCUGAAGGAUGAGGAUCUCUGGAAGGACGAGGGAGAUCAGUGUUGUGUGAUGUAA